GCGUCCGCCCCGCCCGGGCUGCGGCGGCGGCGGCGGCUCCGCUCCAGCCCCGCAGCCGGCGGCAACAUGUGGCUCCUGGAGCGGCUGCGCGGCGUGGCCGAGAACGGGUCCCGGGGCGCGGGGCCGGACGAUUCCCCCCGCGGGUCCCGCUACAGCAACGUCCUCACCCCCGACAAGAUCCCCGACUUCUUCAUCCCGCCCAAGCUGAGCGCGGCGCCCGCCGAGGCCGAGGGCUCCGAGCCCCCCGCGACACCCACCCUGGGCCCCUCGGCCUCGGAGCAGGACCUGGCCGGGCGCAAGCCCCCCCGCAGCCCCCGGGCCUCCAGCCGUCCCCGCGCCCGCGCCGCCGGCCGCCACAUCAUCCAGAUCGAGAGCGCCGAGGACUGGGCGGCCGAGGGGGGCUUCGGCACCAACGUGGACCCGCAGGCGCAGACGGCCAUGUCGCUGCCCUACGUCCCCAAGGCACAGACCUCGUACGGCUUCGCCACGCUGGUGGAGAGUCCCCACACGCGGCGCAAGGAGUCCCUGUUCCACAGCGAGCACAGCAGCCUCUGCCCCUCGCCCGCCACCUCGCCCAGUGCCCAGCGCAGAGCCAAGCUCAAUGGGGAGAGCGGCCCCCGGGCACCCGCAGACCUGGGCGCAGCCCUCAUGCACCCCGGGCGCUACUUCAGCGGCGGCGAGAGCGACACGUGCUCCUCGGCCGAGUCGUCGCCCUUCGGCUCCCCGCUGCUGUCCCGCUCCGUGUCCCUGCUGAAGAUCUUCAGCCAGGAGAGCCAGUCCAAGGUGAUCAAGCUGAAGCACUCGGUGGCCCGCAACAGCUCCUUGUCCACCGACGACAGCUCGGCCGACACCAGCCCCAGCGCCCAGCGCCGCUCCCGCAGCGCCCCGGCCGGGACGCAGCCUCCAACCACGCUGCUGCCGCUGGAUGCGCCGCGGGGCCGGGAGCGGGAGCAGAGCCUGAGGCUGAGCCGUGGUGGGAGCCUGCGCCUGGCCGCUGAGUACGACCCCUCCAACGCCCGCCUGCGUGUGCGGCUCGUCUCCGCCGAGGACCUCUACGAUGCUCUGGUCGACCUGCGCAGCAUCAACUGCUGCGUCUCGCUGUGCCUCAACCCCGGGAAGCUGCAGAAGCAGCGCAGCACCAUCAUCAAGAACAGCCGCAACCCCGUCUUCAACGAGGACUUCUUCUUUGACGGGCUGGGCCUCGGGCACGCCAGGAAGAUGUCCCUGAAGCUCAAGGUGGUCAACAAGGGCAGCAGCCUUAAGCGGGACACGCUGCUGGGGGAGAAGGAGCUGCCGCUCACCACCCUCCUGGCCUUGUAGGUGCUUGCUGCAGCCCCAGAGGGAGCCUGAGGGGGGCCGGCCGUGACCCCCUGCCCUGCUGGAGGAGGGUUUGUUGUGUGGGGGUCCCCAGGGGGAUGGUGGCACUGCCAGGGGCUCUGCCAGCUACAUCCCUCCUUCAGCAGCGCAGGCAGAGCCCCUGCUCCCUCCCUGCUCCCUCCUGGAGUCCCGCUAUGAGCAGGGAGCCACCAUCCUGUCUCCACCAGGAAGGAUGGAAGUCACCUCCCAGGCUCUGCCCUCCCCGGUGCCCGCGGUCUGCAGCCGGCCAGCACGAUGCUUGGAGGUGGGUAGGUCUCUGUAGCAUACGACCACCUCUCCCAAAGCCCCAGCUCCUGCAGUCAGGCGAUAACAUCGAUCUCAGCUUUAAUUUAAGACAAGUUUCUAGUCUUGGGAAGCGCAGAGGUGACCCAAGGAAGGGCUGAGGGAGGGAUGAGUCUGGUUUGGGGCUUCUGAGCCUUUCCUGGGCUCUUUCCCAGCCCUGUGGGCCUGCAGAUGUGCGAGUGGCCUUGGUCUGACACCCUCAGCCUCCCAGGACACGCUCCCCGUGUCCCGUCCCCCCCAGCAGCAUCCGCUGCUGCUGAUCCCUGCGGGAAGCUGCUCACAGAGCUUUAGGGUCUGCCCAAAUCCAGGAGUGGCCGGAUUCUGCUUGUGCCCAUCCCUACCUGCAGGAGGGUGAUGCGAGGCACUGGCACCGCCAGGAGGGUACCACUGGGGCUGGAUGAUGCUUCCCCACCCUCUGCCCUCCCUCGCCUGUGGGGCUCAGGGGUGUCAGCACCCACUGGGCAGGAGGGAUGUGUCCUAUGGGCCCACAAAGCUGCUGUGUCCGGCGGGACCUGCAGGGCUCUGCAGUAUCCCUUUGGUCCCCACCAAAUGCUCCCAUCCUUUCCCAUCCCAGCUGGAGGCACCGGGAGCCUUGUUGUUGCUUGGUGUGGUGUUCCCUGGCCUCGGGCUCUGCAUGUCCCUAUGGAAGGGAGCAGGAUUCGCAGUGCUCCCAUCCCUGCCUGUUGCAGCACGCGUGGACACCCGCACACACGUGUCCCUCUGUGUUAACCUCUGUCGGUGGCAGUUGAUGUUCCUUCCUUGUCCUUUGCAGCAGAUGGCACGUUUCAGUGUUGGCUAUUUAUAUCCCAGGCUGAUCUUUCCCUGUCUGUAAAUAUGUUCCAGGUACGCGAGGCAUGGUUCUGGUAGCGCCGUGUUUGCAUGUCGGGGAGGGGGUGGAGGGGGGGGAAUAUUUGGGGUGAUCGUGGCUGUUUGUUGAGCUUGUGGCUGAAAACAACCCGUGCAGGAGGGAAGGAGCAGACACCUUCCUCCUCCGUGGGGAAGCUCCCACCUGAGGCUUCCCACCGUAGCCCAGGAGCCAACAUGGGGAUAUCCCUGACCCCCGAGUGCCGUGGGGGUUCUGGGGCAAGAAGGGGACCCUGCUGCUGCCGACAGCCCAGUGCAUGUCCCAUCGGGGUGCUGUGGUCCCCGGGGCCCCUGCGCCUGCGAAAGGCCCAGGGGAAGGGGAACAGGAGCUGCGCAAAGACUUUGGUGCUCUAUGAGAGGGUUUGGGGGUGACGUGUCCCCCCCAGCAGAGCCUUUGGCUUUGGGGAAGGGGGACGCUGACAGCAGGGUCCUGGGAUGCUCCUUAGUUGGGGCUGGCCCUGGGGGAGACACAAGGGCCUGGGGGGGCUUGUGCUGUUGUCCCUCUGCCCCCCCCAGACUCGAGUGGCCAUCGCUGAGCCCUGGGCUGUGCUGCUGCGGUGUGGGAGCUGGGGCUGCGGCCUGGCUGGGUUAUUUCCUCCCUUGUAGCUCUUUUCUACUGUUCUUGCUUUGAUAUUUCUGUGGCUGGAUUUAAUGAUGCAUUUUUGGAGUGGAAAACAAAAAUAUAUCUAUAUUAAUAUACCUGGGUGGAAUGGUUCUUUACAGGUGACUCCCCCUUUUUAGUGCAAUAAAGUCAUUUCUAAAAC
Messenger RNA from Strigops habroptila (Kakapo), 3287 nucleotides. It is a transcript of the gene C2CD4C, whose product is annotated as C2 calcium dependent domain containing 4C. The record is from RefSeq and is a predicted model, not a curated record. Lineage: Eukaryota; Metazoa; Chordata; Aves; Psittaciformes; Psittacidae. The transcript has 2 exons. The coding region runs from base 67 to 1320 and encodes 417 amino acids.